Molecule: messenger RNA, 2181 nt
Organism: Phyllotreta striolata
Lineage: Eukaryota; Metazoa; Arthropoda; Insecta; Coleoptera; Chrysomelidae
Source: the annotation of a GenBank genome assembly
ACAACUGUGAGUGAACGAAACUGUAAAUAACAACAAAAAUUUCAAGCAAAACGUUUAAAUUUCGAAAUUGAAAAGGGCAUUGGGUGGUAGAUUAUUACGAUUGUGUAAGCAGCUAUAUCGUAUCAGAAAAUAACCAAUUUUUACACGAACAUGAUUAUGCUUAAAUAUCCAAUGCACAGUUAUGGUGUUUUCCAAUGAUUUUACGCGAGCAGUGAUAAUGCUUAAGCCUAAGCCUACACAAUAAAAAUGAUUCAUGUUUAAUUGGAUAUAAUGAAGCUAAAUCGAGAAUGGGCGUUACGUAGUUAAUGUUAAAUCAUGACUGAACACGCCGGUGUCGAAGGGUGCUUUCCAAAGGUGGUAACAUCCUGGAACACCUUUCUUUCGACCCUUAAUGCAGGUCAUCGAAUUCACCCUUUGGACCAAACUCCACCGACCGAUUGUUUUAUAAGAAAAUCUGUUAUUUUAUCUCAGCCUGUACUAUAUGAUUCGACAAAUUCAAAAAGGUGCUCUCUGUCUGAGGAAUAUUGGUUUAGCAAAUGGAACAGACCAUUUAAAAUCGGAAAUUGCGACUGCUCGUUUAGAAGAUCAAUGAGAUAUUCGAUUAUCUCUAAUCAGCCUUCGGUACGAGCAGAAAACUCCAGGAAAACUGUUUCUUGUACCGAACAGCCGCCUAUAAAGAUAACGAAUUUGACUACGUUCGUUGAACGCCUCAUUCAAGAGACAUUUUUAGAGGCUUUUCAUGAAUAUUACAUGCUACAAACUAAAUCCGAAGGAAUAAAGGGCACCGGUCAAGUAAACUUAGGAUAUGAAAUAACAGACGAAGAAAAUGAAGUGAUAACCAUUCGUAAAAAGCUGAAGAGCAACGAGAAGGCAGCUAGUUUUAGGACUGAUAUUAGAAGAGCUUCUCCAAAGAAAAGUUGUGUGCACAAAAAGAAUCAGAAGCCCCUUAUAAUGCUGUUUCAUGGCAUUGGAACCUCAGCAGAUAUAUGGACUUUAGUAAUAAACGCUCUCUCUUCCCGGGGCUACGAAGUAGUCGCCCCAGACAUGCUGGGGCAUGGAUUUAGUUCAGCGCCAAUGAAACCUAGCUAUUACACGUUCAAUAAUCUACUUCUCCAGGCACUUACCAUUUUCGAUCACUACAUGGCAGACAGUAAAAGAAAAUGUGUACUGAUUGGACAUUCGUAUGGUUGUAGCCUUAUUACCGCAUUGUUUCCACAUAGAGUCCAACAAAUCAGGCAAUUGAUUUUAAUAAGCAGUGGCGGGCCUACGCCUUUGGCACCUCCUGUUAAGGACAAUGAAAUCUCCCCGUUCGGCUGUAUUUACACACUGUUGAAUCCUUUACUAUACUGCGGCGUAAAAAGGAGCCUUUUCUUCUCAAUCAGAGGCAAGCAUUUCAAAACGUGCGAUGAAGAAAACGGUCUGCCCAGGCACGUUAUUGAUAAUAUAGCUAAUGGCCAAAAAUGGUUGCAAGGCGAUACUGCUUUCCACAGGCGUAUUACUGCGCCCACUCUUUUGAUCCACGGUUUGCAAGACAAGCACGUUACUUUGGUCCAAGAAUGUGAAAUGGAAAGAACGAUACCUAGAGCAUUUUUGGAAUUGAUACCCAAUUCUGGCCACUUGCCCAUGGUGGAGACGCCGGAACGCCUUAUUCAUAUGAUUACUUGUUUCUUAGACAUGUGGACUUGAUGGUUAAUAUCUAAAUUUGCGGACGUGCCACUAAUUUGAACUAUUUGUGAACAGAGCAAGAGCAAAAUAUCUCAGGGUAAACGCACAAAAGACCAUGACAUUUUGUAAUCAAAAUUAGUAAUAGGUACUUUGUUAGUUGACAUUCCGAUGAUGAAUUAAUACUUCAUUGUACAGUAGCCUAUAAAAUAUACUACAGAAUCUCUAGUUUUGAUAUGUAAUUUGUUAAAAGUAAUUAAUGUACAGAGGUAUGGAUUCAAUUUCAAAUCUAGUUUUGAUAUUACAGUAUAUACUUUAGCACAGUAUUGUUAAACCAGUAGACAAUUUUAUUAUUAAUUAGAAAAACUAUAUUUAUUUUUAAUAGUUCUAUGUAUUAAAAAACCUGCACUGUUUUAGGUAUACACUAAGAUUACUUUAUGAUGCAAAGUAUUCAAGGUAAACUUCUAAUUAUUAAUAACUUAUUUAUGUGUUUACACGAUCACUUGACUUUAAUAAAUG